Molecule: messenger RNA, 609 nt
Organism: Babesia sp. Xinjiang
Lineage: Eukaryota; Apicomplexa; Aconoidasida; Piroplasmida; Babesiidae
Product: 60S ribosomal protein L13-2
Exons: 1
Coding region: 1-609 (202 amino acids)
Biological process (GO): translation
Cellular component (GO): cytosolic large ribosomal subunit; ribosome
Molecular function (GO): structural constituent of ribosome; RNA binding
Source: RefSeq, a predicted model, not a curated record
AUGAAGCACAACAAUGUUUUACCGAACGCUCACCGCGUCAAGUGCAGCGGCAAAUUCAUUAAGGCCGAACUUAACCAGGCUGGUAGAAAGAAGAGGCGCCUACUUACCAGAAGGAGAAAGGCCGCUAAGGCAGGAGUUACACCUGUCGGUUACCUUCGUCCAGUAGUUCACAUGCCAAGCCAACGUUAUAACUACAAGGUCCGUCUAGGUCGCGGUUUCACCCUACAGGAGCUCAAGGCCGCUGGUGUCAGCAAAAAGGUAGCCAUGAGCAUCGGUAUCGCUGUUGACCACCGCCGUUGCAACCGCAACGCUGAAAGCCUAAACUUAAACGUACAACGUCUCAAGACAUACCUAUCGAAGCUUGUAAUGAUCCCACGCAAGAAGACACCUUGCAAGGGAUUCUGUGGUAUCCCUGAUGACACCCCUCGCGAAAAGUUGGCCACCAUGGUAUUGAAACAGCAGAAGAUUAAAGAGGUUAUGCCUGUUGUGCAGCCCUUCACUGCUGAGGCCCCUCGCGCUGUGACCGCCGAGGAGGCAGCUGCCUGCAGCUACAUGACAUUGCGUCAGGGUAGAAAGGCCGCUAAGGCAAAGAAGACGGCUGAGGAAUAA